AUGGGGCAAGCUCAGUCCGAUACUGGUGGGAAACAGGUUACUACUGAGCAGGUGAGCCACGAGCUGGCUCUGUUGUUCGCAAAAAAGUGUUUCACUCCUCUCGAACUGUAUUCCUUCCAAGAUGUCUUCAAAAGCCUUGCAGAGCGCCAGGACUCAAUGGCAUAUCUCAAGGAGGAUACCCUCGCACGAUUCCUAGAGAUCCCCGACAUCCUCGGCGUCUCCUCCGUGAUCUUUCAGAUGGUAUCAUAUCUAGGCGCAUUCCCGUUUGGCCAAGAUGCGCCGGUCAUAUUGGGAUUUGAGCAGAUGGUCAUGGUCGUUGUGAUAAUGACGGAGAGAUACCAGCGAGUACUGAAGAAAGGGCAUCGGGAUCGAGCGAAGCUGUUAUUUCGCAGUCUUGCUGUUUGGGAUCGAAAAGAACCUAGCGGUAAAUCAGAGAAAGCUGGAAAAGGCCCCGCUUUAGAGCUGAAUACUGUGCAAGGCGAGGCUCAUCGAAGCCAUGUCGCUGGCUUCGCAGUUGAUGAGCCCACCAACGAUGACGAGGAGGACGAUGAUGAUCAUGACUUGGCUCUAGCAGCGCUAGAGUCUCUUGACGCAGUUGAGGUGUUCAACCACGGAGGCCCUCCCAUCGCCCAAGCCUCUAUACCAUCUGACAAUCUUAAGAAGCUAAUUAUGCUUCUUCUAUUCAUUGCCCCUCUCGAUCCCCAAGAGAGUCUUUCCCGCCAUGUAGGGAGAUUGACUGGUGAGCACUUGGGAGGCCUCCGCAAGACCGCGGAGAACAUUUUAGCUGCGUUUGUGAACGUGGAAAAGUCCCCCGGCGUCAAAAUACGUCAAUUUAAUACUGUGAUAUCCAUCUCCUUUCCAUAUCUUUUCAAUGGCUUCAAUUCCUUAUUUGAGCACUUUUUAUUUUCCAAAGAUCUCGAUUUUACAAAGCGGAAGGAUAAAUUAACGGCUCCACCAUCAGAAGUGGAUCGACUGCUGGACCAGCCGCUUCUGUCGCAGGAGGGGGAAAUCCUAGAUCUAAACGUUCUAUGUCAACUAUCGUUCUUCAUCCCUGGCGAGAAGCUAUUUCGGCGGCUCCGUCUUCUGUACUCCGGUACUGAUGCUGGCUUCUCUUUGGGAGGGUUUGAAACCAAAGUCUUCAAUUGGCGAGCACCAACCAUACUUCUGGUGGCAGGGAACCGGAUCUCAGAUCCUCCAGAAGGUGGCCAAGAACGAGCAUUUUCAGACACACUACCUGCAAAGCGCUUUCCAGACAGCAGCAAGUCCGAACACUUCGCCUUUGGGAUAUAUCUCGCCCAGCCUUGGCGUCAAACUCACAAAGAAUGCUUCGGUGAUGCCGAAACAUUACUAUUCCAACUGGAGCCUGUACAUGAAGUCUUCCACGCCUCAACUAUAAAUACAGAUUAUGUCUCCUUCACGAAACCCCCUUACGCCCACGCUGGCAUUGCAUUUGGAUGCCCUCAUCCGAAGCCCAAGCAGACAUCCGGCCUCGCACCGCAUAUAAACCUCGGCGCUGUCUCUUUGGUGCUCGAUUCCUCAUUCGAAUUUGGCGUUUUCACCCACAACUACACUUCUGGCGGCGGGGCGUUCCAUAAUUCGAGCACCAGGAAAUAUGAUUUUCAAGAUAGGUUUGAGAUUGAGAGUUUGGAGGUUUGGGGUUGUGGCGGAGAUGCAGAGGCUGAGCACCAAAGACAACUAUGGGCAUGGGAGGAGAGAGAAGCAGAGGCGAGGAGAAAAAUCAAUUUGGGUUCUGGGGAUAUUGAAGCUGAUAGGGCCUUACUGGAGAUGGCGGGACUUAUUGGGGGAGAUCGGAGUGGUGGGUCAAUGAAUUAG
Venustampulla echinocandica is the source of this 1833-nucleotide messenger RNA. RefSeq lists its product as uncharacterized. The transcript has 2 exons. NCBI's taxonomy places the organism in Eukaryota, Fungi, Ascomycota, Leotiomycetes, Helotiales, Pleuroascaceae. The record is from RefSeq and is a predicted model, not a curated record. The coding region runs from base 1 to 1833 and encodes 610 amino acids.